AUGUCAUCAUCCUUUUACCACGGUAGCCCUAGAAUUGAGGAUGAACGUCAUAUCAACUCCUCAAUUCGAUGCCAAUGUGGUAUGUUAGCAAAAAGUAUGACUUCGUGGACGCAAUCAAACCCUGGAAGACGGUUUUAUACGUGCCAUAAUUCAUUGGAUAAAAUAAGAAGGUGUGGUUUCUUCCGUUGGAUUGACCCUGAGUUGCCUAACAAACGGUACAAAGCCAUCAUGUAUGAUCUACAUAUGAGGUUAAAGUCAAUAGAAAAGUAG
Lactuca virosa is the source of this 270-nucleotide messenger RNA. Lineage: Eukaryota; Viridiplantae; Streptophyta; Magnoliopsida; Asterales; Asteraceae. The record is from the annotation of a GenBank genome assembly.